Hymenoscyphus albidus is the source of this 336-nucleotide messenger RNA. Lineage: Eukaryota; Fungi; Ascomycota; Leotiomycetes; Helotiales; Helotiaceae. The record is from the annotation of a GenBank genome assembly.
AUGGACGAGGAUAUGAUGGUUGCCAGACCGGAUGGCUGCCGUUUGGGAAGACGCCACAACGCCACAUGGAGUUUCGGCUCUCCUCCUUCCUCUUCGGCGAUGAUGAUCGACCUCGCAGACGCCUUCUCUCCGGAUGGUUUGCAGUUGAAGCCAUUCACAGUUCACGAUUCCAUAUUUCCUCCGUUCCUGGAGGGUUUUGUUUUCCAAACUCCCAUCGCUCAGGUUCAGGAGUGGGUCUUCGGAAUGGGCCACUCUCCGCAUAUCAAGUGGGUCUCUGGCUGCGAUUCGGGAACCUUGUUUGUCCAUGAUAUCGUGAGUGGACAGAGUGGUUCUUGA